GGGAAGAGCAGCACAACCGACAGGUCGACCGACAUUUUCUGUUUUCUCUCCCUUUCUUACGCCAUCGACGUCAAGCUCCUUUCUGUACUAACCACGCCAGUUACCCGUUACCUUGGCGGGAACAACGAAUUUCCUGAUAAAUUUGGUGCUUUAUUUUGUCCCCAUGUAAAGUUUGGUUUGACACAGGUUGCUUUGCUAGCCUUUGUAAGAAAAUGUCGGACGCAUGCAAAGCGUGCGGUGAUCUGCAGAGCAAUGUUCCGGCAAACGUCCUUUUUCACUCGUUUCCUGCUGAUUUGAAAAGGCGUUCUACUUGGGAGGAGAAAUGCAAAAAGGGCAGCACAAUCAACCCCUUAUCUUCAGGCCUUACCGAUGGACAGAAUUGGGCAGUUUGCAGCAGACACUUCAGGAAAGAUGAUUACAUAACUAUCAGUGAUGACAUCCACUUCCUGAAGCCAAUUGCUGUACCUUCAAUCUUUGGCAAUGUUUUGACAGGGAACAUUUCUGAAACAGCUAAUGUGUCUGCUCCUAUCCAAGAAAUUAAAGUGAUGACAGGAACUGAGCCCAUUGUUGUUGGAGACAAAAGAACAAAUCUUAAAGUAACGCAGAUUACGGAAAAAGACAAAAACUAUUACAAGCCUUUUGACAAAGCAUCUGAGGCGCACAACUGGAGAUGCCGAUGUCGUAUUUGUGGAAAAAUUUGGUCUGCUAGUGUCCUGUGCAACAUCUUCAGUGAUAGGGUAAACAAAGCAAGCUUGGCUGACAAAAUCAACUCCUGUUUACCUGUUAAGGUACUCAGCACUGAUGAAGUUCCCACUAAAAUCUGUAAACAAUGCAUGACCAAGAUUGAUGAAUUCCAUACCUUCAGGCAGUCUGCCAAGAAUGCUGACUUGGAAUUUAUUGAAGAGAACAAUCGCUUCAAGCUGGUUAAAGCACUGGAAGCCCAAGCCAAUAUCCUCAAAAGCUUGCCCAGCCAACUGCAGCAUGAUGUGACCAAAGCCAGCACUGCAACAACAGCUGUCAGUAUCAAUGUUAUUGAGAAUAAACCUGAAUACAACAAGAAUGGCGUACUUGAGCAAAGUGAGGCAUCAACUCGUCGACGAAAGAGGAAAUCGAAUCCAGCAGAGGAUGAGCCCUUGAAGAGAGUUAAAAUUUUCAGACUUCAAGGGUCAAAGGCCAAGAAAGCCAAGGGUGUGCAUGUAAAGACAGAAGCUGGAGAUGAAGAAGAAAUUGAGGGUGAAGUUGGCGCCAGCAACUCAGAGACGUCUCUUGAAGAGGAAGUCAAAAUAACACCAAGGACCAGACGUUUUAACCUCCGCUCGGCACCAAAACCAAAUGUUAUCUUCACAAACAUGGGCUACCCAAGUGAACUCAAGAAAACGCAGCGUUCCGCUGGACCUAGCAUCCUGCGCAAGACUGUGUCUGAGAGUCCAGAGCUGAAGGAGCUUGUGCCACCAGAUUUGCCACCUGAACUAGAAGAAGUAAGCGAGCCUAGGAAGAAAAGGGAGUCGAGAUUGAAAGGACGCAAACCAAGAAGCAAGAGAUACUUCGUGACCAGGAAGAUUUACGGAGAUAGAAUCAUCAACCAGAAGUGCGACUUUAAAGGAUGCCAGGUCAUCAGUGAAACGGUUCAUAAGUAUUUGCAGCACAGAUAUCUGCAGCACGAUGAGAGCAACUUUUCCUUCUGCAAAGUCUGCAGCCAGGUAUAUGAAACAAAGCCUCGCAACAUGGAUAAUGGUCACAGGCAUCUACCUGAAUCAUGUUCAAUGCCAGUGGUGUCCGUUGAACCAACCGAUGAACAGACCUACCGCUGUGAUGAAUGCAGCAGAGAGUUUACAGACAAAGGUAAACUGAUUCAGCACAACAAGAGCAAACAUGGCUGCUACAACUGUGGUGAAUGUGGUAAAAAGUUCAAAGUGCUUUAUGAGUUUAAAAAGCAUGUCCAAGACCACAUCUUCACCAAGGGUGGUGUCCCAUUGCGAGGCUCUAAAAAGAAGAAUAACACCAAGUUCAAUUGCGAGCUUUGCAAGGAAAAUAACGCUAGCUUUGUGCAACUGCAAGCGCACGUUCUACGCAGCCAUGACCAGGACUUCCAGUUCUUGCCUUGCGACUGCUGCUCCAGCAUCUUCUACACGGAGCAGCUGCUGCGGCUGCACAAAGAGCUGAGAAACAGUGAGGAGGUGCAGCUUUGCGAGAACUGCGGUUCCACGUUCACCACGGCCACCGAAAUGCGAAACCACAAGAAAGCCUGCAUCACCAUCACCAACAAACCUGUGGCCUGCAAGCUGUGCAACAUAUUCGUCCACCCAAACAAGAUGCACACGCACAUGAACUGGCAUGUCACCCAGGAGAAUCCUGAGCGCUGUCAGAAGUGCUUGCUUAUCCUGUGGUCCUCAUGCAAGCACAAUUGCAAGCUGUACAGGUGCGAAGCCUGCCAGCUCAGCUUCAAUGGCUACCCGAAAUUCCUGUCCCACAAACGAUCGCAUGUGUCCAAGGAUGCCAUGUAUUACUGCAAUAUCUGCGAAAUCGCCAAGUUCUCAUCCUUCGAUGACCUCGUGGCGCACUUCAAGGUCCAUUCGCAAGUAGAGUUGCGCCAGUCGCAGAUCAAGUACAUAUCCAACUUCCCCAUGCACAGAAUCUGCCAAGAGCCAAACUGCCUGGAGGUGCUACACAAGAACACCCUGAGGAAGCACCGCAACAACAAGCACACGGUCAAGGCGCCUCCCAAGUUGUCGAUGGAAGAGGUGCUGACCUGUCCCUCAUGCAAUGAGGUGCUGCCGGGCGUUAACGAGUACAUCGAUCACCGAAUGAACCACACUGAGCCAUACGAACUGCCUUGCUCCCAUUGUGACCUUAAGUUUGACAGCGAAACCAGAAGGACCAUCCACAUCAUGCGGUGCCACUCAGAAACCAGCAGGGUCACCUGCGACACAUGCAAGAGGGUGUUCAACUCGAUGCAGAAGCUGCGGGUGCACAUUAUGCGCCACAUCAAGUACAAACCAUAUGUUUGCAGAUAUCCCAACUGCAAGGCCGCCUACUACCUAUUUGGUGACUGGCGCAAGCACUCGAUGCUGCACGUCGGACUAAAUCCUAACUACUGCAAAUUAUGCAACAAGCAGUUCAUGAAGGCAGAGACCUUGACGGCUCACAACAAGAAGUGGCAUCCGGAAGGCGAGCCAAAGCAAGAGAAAGAAGAGCUGGAGGAGGUGGAAAAGGUGGAGGAGGAUAUCAUUUACCAGUGCAGCAAAUGCACUUUCCGCGACCGGGCUGAAAUGGUCGUCAUUGAACAUCUGGAAAGGGACCACGCUCACGAGGAAGAGGAAUCAUGUGAGAAGGUCCUUCUUGAGUUGGCCUCAGGUGAGGCUGUCUGGCAAUAAUUUCAAUCAUUUUGUUUAAUGUUAUCGGCUUAAUAAUUUUAAAAUCUUAAUUUUAAAAGAUUGAGGCACCCCUGCAUUCGCCUUUCAUCAGCACUGAGUCGCGUGGACCAAAUAUUAUUUUCUUUCUACUCUUGCUUGUGAACGAGUUGAAAUUAAAUAACUAUAUUGUUAAAGUUAAAUAUAAUGAUAACAUUCUAAAAUCAUUUGUUUGCCAUUUCAAAAUUCAUUUUAUCAUCUGGAUCCAGUGAAGAAGUAAUUGAAUGAACUCAAUUUAAUGAUAAUAGUGUAUAAGCUCUGUAAUUAACGUCUGAAUUGUAAAAAUAUAGGUUUAUAAAUAAUUAAAAAAAUUUGAAAGAAAUGGAACGUAAAAUAAAUAUACAGCUAUAACUAUGUAAAUAAUUUCAUAAUAUGGCAGAUGUAUUAAUAAAGUA
Molecule: messenger RNA, 3805 nt
Organism: Cloeon dipterum
Lineage: Eukaryota; Metazoa; Arthropoda; Insecta; Ephemeroptera; Baetidae
Product: zinc finger protein 271-like
Exons: 8
Coding region: 213-3374 (1053 amino acids)
Biological process (GO): regulation of transcription by RNA polymerase II
Cellular component (GO): nucleus
Molecular function (GO): zinc ion binding; DNA-binding transcription factor activity, RNA polymerase II-specific; RNA polymerase II transcription regulatory region sequence-specific DNA binding
Source: RefSeq, a predicted model, not a curated record